Molecule: messenger RNA, 390 nt
Organism: Lecanosticta acicola
Lineage: Eukaryota; Fungi; Ascomycota; Dothideomycetes; Mycosphaerellales; Mycosphaerellaceae
Source: the annotation of a GenBank genome assembly
AUGGACCGGCUUGUGCGAUCCACAGAGGCGGGCAAGCUGCAUCCUAAGCUCGACCAAUUCCCAUUCAUUGUCGGUUGGAACCGUCUCUCGCUCAAGGUCGUCGAAUAUACGACUCACUGGAACGACACCGUUGCACCGAAGGUCGAUGAAAUGGCCCGCAAGCACGUCGGCUUGCUCCGUACAAUUCUUACUGCCCAACUCGACUGGGUCAUGCUGGAGCAUUUCCUCGACAAAACUGCUGCGGACAAACUCAGUACCGUGACGACGUCCUGCUUGAUUGUUGGAGCGAAGAACAUAGCACUGCAACUGUUGAGGUCUCAUACUUCAUUAUCCUCCCGGACUUCCAAUCCUGCGUUCUUGUUGGUAUGGAGCAUUGGAACGACGACGUAG